AUCGUUGAGAUCAGGAUGGAAGGAAUACUAGUGAUACUCUCUGUUUGUUUUGUUUUAUCUGCUGCCCAAGUUCCAGGGUUAGGACCAUGUCCAAAAACACAGCCACAGAAACAUUUAGAUCUCACAAAAUAUUUAGGUAAAUGGUAUGAACUGUACAAACUACCUAAUUUAUUUGAAAACAAACAAGAAUGUGUAACAGCGAAUUAUUCAAUGAAAGCUGAUGGUCAUAUCAAAGUUUUAAACAGUGGAAUAGAAGAAGGUAAAACAGUAUUUGCUGAAGGAGAUGCUUACAGACCAGACAAUAAUAAUGAAUCUAUAUUAUCUGUAAGAUUUGCCGCAGGUACACCCUAUGCUCCGUACUGGGUCUUAGAUACUGACUAUACUAGCUAUUCCUUAGUAUUCUCUUGUGAACAACUCGGCAGCUUCGCUCAUGUUAAAUUCUUAUGGCUUCUUAGCAGAACUCCUACCAUUGAUCCUGCAGUAAAAAGCAGAUUGUUCAAAAGACUUGAAAAGGAUGGAAUUGGUAUUGUUGAUGUGGCUCCAACUAACACGGCUUCUUGCCUGUAAAUCUGGCUCUUGUCUGGUUGUACAUAUUCUGUAAAUAAAUUUGUUUAAUGUU
Messenger RNA from Lottia gigantea (owl limpet), 619 nucleotides. RefSeq lists its product as hypothetical. Bases 16 to 567 code for a protein of 183 amino acids. Lineage: Eukaryota; Metazoa; Mollusca; Gastropoda; Lottiidae. The record is from RefSeq and is a predicted model, not a curated record. The transcript is spliced from 4 exons.